Messenger RNA from Quercus robur (English oak), 7079 nucleotides. Its product is annotated as probable disease resistance protein At4g27220. Lineage: Eukaryota; Viridiplantae; Streptophyta; Magnoliopsida; Fagales; Fagaceae. The record is from RefSeq and is a predicted model, not a curated record. Gene Ontology annotation, molecular function: ADP binding; ATP hydrolysis activity. Bases 1098 to 6686 code for a protein of 1862 amino acids. The transcript is spliced from 11 exons.
UUCUGUUGAGGUCCAUUAAAAGACUUUUCCUAUUCUACUUUCCUUCGUUUCUCUUGUCCUCUGAAAUCAUUUUCGCAGCACCUUCUGUUUCGUCAAUCUUUACCCUCUCACUUUGGUUUUAUUUUGCUCCACUUUUCAAAAAAAAAAAAAAAAAAGAGUUUGAUACUUUCUACUUUACGCCUUUAAUUUUCGUUGCAGUCAUCCUCUUAGUUUGGUUUUGCUUUGCUCUAGUUCUCAAAAAAAAAAAAAAAAAAAAAAUUUAUAGUAAAGAGUGAGAUUUUCCCGACUUUUUACCUUAAUCUUCGUUGCAGUUUUUUGUAUUAUCAUCCUCAUUCCAUCGUUUUAAUUUUACUUAGCUUCACAUCUCAAAAGAAGAAGAAAAGUCCAGCUAGCUUAAUCGUCACUGCUGCUCUCAUUUACUAUAGCCACUAUCCUUGAUCUGCUAAAAUAAGAGAGUUUGUUCUACUUAUCAUUUGUCAAGACAGUCAAGGAAGGAAAAAGAAGAAGGAAAGCAAAUUGAGAAAGAACGAAAGAAGGAAGAAAGGAAGGAAAGAACAAGAUGUCAUCUACUGUUUCCCGUUUUCUGAUACUCAGCAUAGUGACUGUCUGAGUCUAAAACAACCUGCGGCUCUGAUUCGCUUUCAGCUUUCUUGUGUGUUGCACUAACGGCACGUGUGAAGACGGUCGGAGACCAUUAUCUUCAGUAUUAUUCCAAACACAGAGACAGCAGCCCAACCCAAAAAGAAGCAAAAAAUGGAUUUCUUACGGAGACCGUAAAAGUAUUCGUUGAAAAAACUGUGGGUUACACAAUUGCAGCAGUCGGACGUCAGAUUGGUUAUCUGAUUCGCUACAAAAAAAAUGUUGACAUUCUAAAUAACAAAUUUGACGAUCUCAAAGGUGCUAGAGAUGGUGUGCAGCGUAAGGUUCAAGCUGCUAGUUACAAUGUAGAAGAAAUUGAAGCUAACGUCCAGAGGUGGCAGACACGUGUUCAGGGGAUCACUGCAGAGGUAGAAGAAUUCGUUGAAAAGGAAGGCCAAGCAAAGUUGAAGUGUUUUAAUUUGAAGGCCCGUUAUCAGAUUGGAAAAAAAGCACACAAGAUGGGAUUGGCCGUCAAGGAACUCAAGGAUGAGGCGGACACGUUCGAUACAGUAGGCCACCGUGUCCCUAUAGAUGGGGGUACUACUAUUUCUACUAAAGGUUAUGAGGACUUUGAAUCAAGAAAAUCAAUUUUUGACGGAGUUAUGAAGGCUCUAAAAGAUGAUACUAUUACUGCCAUUGGGGUUUGUGGGAUGGGCGGCCUGGGCAAAACCAUGCUUGUUGGAAAAAUUGCAACACAAGCCAUGAAAGACAAGUUAUUUGAAAGGAUUGUUACGGUAGUUGUAACCCAAACUCCAAACUUGAAACAGAUUCAGAAAGACAUUGCAAAAGAAUUAGAGUUGAAGUUUGAAGAUGAGGACACUGAUUUUAAAAAAGCACAUUUGCUACGCGAGCGGUUGAAGAAAGAGAAGAUCCUUUUAAUUGUAGAUGAUAUUUGGAACAAGAUUGACUUGGACGCUCUUGGAAUUUCUUUCGGGGACAAUCGCGAAGGAAGCAAACUAUUGCUAACAUCUAGAUUCCGAGGUGUAUUAGACAAGGAUAUGGAUGUUGAAAAGAUAUUCCAAGUUGAAGUUCUAUCAAACGAAGAAGCUAAAUUCUUGUUUGUAAAGAUAGUGGGCGAUUUUGCUGAAACCUUGAAUUUCCAAUCUACCAUGGUUGAGGUUGUCAAAGAAUGUGCAGGCUUACCGAUUGCAAUUACAACAGUUGCGAAUACAUUGAAAAAUCAAAAGAACCCAAAUGUUUGGAAGGAUGCCUUGCAACAGUUAAAAAGGGCAAAUCCAACACAGAUCAAUGGGAUGCAUGAGAAGGUAUACUCGAGUAUAAAGUUUAGUUACAAUUUUUUAAGUAAGGAAGCGCAAUCUUUAUUCUUGUUCUGCAGUUCAUUUGAAGAAGAUAUGGUCAUACAAAUAGAUCUCUUAUGGAGAUAUUUGGUGGGUUUGGACUUCUUAGAAGAUGUUUAUAAAAUGGAAGAAGUGAGGAAUAGGGUCCACACGUUGGUCGAAAUUCUAAAAGAUUCUUGCUUGCUGUUAGAAAGUUAUAGGAGUGGUACAUUUAAAAUGCAUGACGUCAUUCGUGAUGUUGCCAUACAUAUUGCAGACAAAGAAAAGAAAAUGUUAACCAUAAGAAGUUCAGAUGAUUUGGAAAAAUGGUCCAAUAUGAAAAAAAUGAAUGACUCCAUUGGAAUCGCACUUUUUGAAGCCAAGUUUAGUGAGCUUCCUGCAAGGUUGGAAUGUCCACAACUUAACUUCAUUAUUUUGGGUGAUCAAGAAAAUUCUUUGCAGAUUCCUAAUCACAUUUUUGAAGGGGCAAAAAAUCUAAAAGUUUUAGUUUUGAUGAGACCAAGCCUCCCACUUCCUUCAUCCCUUUCACUUCUUCAGAACCUCCAGACAUUGGCUUUGCUUGAGUGCGAGUCAGAAGACUUGGCUUUAAUUGGAGAAUUGAAGAAUUUGAAAGCUCUUGUCCUAGUUGAUUCCAAGAUUGAGCAGUUACCCAUAGGAUUAAGGCAAUUGACUCACCUUCAAUUGUUGGAUUUGAGAAGGUGCACCGAACUUGAAGCCAUUCCAUCAAAUGUAUUAUCAAAUUUAAAAAAUUUGGAAGAAAUACACAUGAAUCAGAGCUUUAAUCAAUGGCAGGUUGGCGGAGAAAUUACAGAAAGAAGCAAUGCUAGAGUCUCAGAGUUAGAUCAUUUAUUACACUUGACGACAUUAUGUAUACAUAUUCCGAAUCCCAAUAUUCUACCAAAUGCCUUACUUUUUGAUAAGUUGGUGAGAUAUGAAAUAUUAAUAGGCCCUGAUUGGUAUUGGAAUAGUAAUAGCCGUGUUGAGUUUGAAAUCUCAAGAACAUUGAAAAUUGACCUUGAUAGAAGCUUACAAGAAGAGGAUGGAAUUAAAAUUUUAUUGAAAGGUUGCGAACAUCUCACUUUGGCUCCUGGGAAGGGUAUUAAAAAUAUUCUUUCUGAAGUUGAUAAGGAAGGUUUUCCACGAUUGAAGCAUCUUUAUGUUCAAAACAGUGUUGAGAUUCAAUACAUCAUUGAUUCGAUAUGUGUUGCCUUUCCAGUUUUAGAGUUACUUUCUCUAGUCAAUAUGAUCAAUUUGGAAAAUAUAUGCCAUAACCAACUUGCAAUGGGGUCUUUCCACAACUUGAGAAAGUUAGAAAUAAGAAAAUGUGAUAAUUUGGUAUUUGUCUUCUCCUCAACCUUGCUCAGGUGCUUUUCGCAACUCCAAGAAAUAGAGAUUGAGGAUUGCAAGGUAAUAAGUGCAAUUGUUGCAGAGGAAAGAAAACAUGGGAUACAGGUCAAUGAUGACAUCAUUACGGAUACAAUUGACUUCCCUCAAUUGCGUUCUUUAAAUCUGAAAAGAUUACCAAAUUUAAUGGGCUUUUGUUCUAAUGUUGAUUCUCAAUCACUUUUCAACAAAAAGGUUGCAUUUUCUAACUUGGAGAAUCUACACAUCGAUGCCAUAUAUAAGCUGAAGAUGUUGUGGCACAAUCAACUCGAUCUAGAUUCUUUUUGCAAGCUAAAACAAUUGCGUGUUGAUGACUGUGAAAAUCUAAUAAACAUUUUUCAGCCUAAUAUCUUGAAAAGACUCCCGAAUCUUGAAGAUUUGCAGAUAAGAAAUUGCAAUUUAGUAGAAGAGGUAUUUGAAGUUCGAGGGAAAAAUGGUGAUGAAAUAUGUGAUAUGGUGGUAUCCACUCAGUUCAAAGUCUUGAAGUUAAUCAAUCUACUGAAUCUUAAGCAUGUAUGGUCUUCGGGUCCCCAAGCAAUUUUAACAUUUCCAAAUCUACAUGAAGUUGAAGUUUCUAACUGUAAAAGUAUGAAAAGUCUCUUUCCAGCUUCGGUGGCCAAAAGUCUUAAACAACUGAAGAAGCUAAAAAUACACGAUUGUGGAUUGGAGGAAAUUGUUGCUAUGGAAGAAGGAUUGGAAACAGUGACUAAGUUUGUGUUCCCACAACUAGUCUCUCUAAGUCUUGAAUUGAUGCCUAACCUCAAAUGUUUCUAUCCAGGAAAACACACUAUAGAGUGGCCAUCACUAAAACAGUUGAUGAUACUCAAAUGCGACAAAGUGAAGAUUGUUGCUUUGAAUGAAUUAAGCUUCCCAAAUACAGAUGGGUUGGGCCAUGAUGUUCCGAUUCAGCCUCCCUUUUUCCAGAUUGAAAAGGUUGCAUUUUCUAACUUGGAGGAUAUAUGCAUCAGUGACAAAGAUAACCUAAAGAUGUUGUGGCACAAUUAUCAACUCGUUCCAGAUUCCUUUUGCAAACUAAAAAAUUUAGGCGUUGCAAGAUGUAAAAAUCUGAUGAACAUUUUUCCACCUAAUAUGUUGAGAAGACUCCAAAAUCUUGAAAAUUUGGAGAUAAGGGAUUGCAAUUCGGUAGAAGAGGUACUUGACAUUAGGGGGGAAAAUGUUGAUGAAAUAUGUGAUACAGUAUCCAAUAAGUUGAAAGUCCUGACUUUAUUCAAUCUUCCGAAACUUAAGCAUGUAUGGAGUUUGAAUGUCCAAGCAAUUUUGACAUUUCAAAAUCUGCAUAAUAUUAAAGUUUCUAACUGUAAAAGUUUGAAAAGUCUUUUUCCAGUCUCAGUGGCCAAAAGUCUUGAACAACUUCGGUACCUGGAAAUACACGAUUGUGGAUUGGAGGAAAUCGUUGCUAUGAAAGAAGGAUUGGAAAUAGUGACAAAGUUUGUGUUCCCACAACUAUUCCAUCUAAAUCUUGAUUCGUUACCUGAACUCAAGUGUUUCUAUCCAGGAAAACACACUUCAGAAUGGCCUUCACUAAAGUAUUUGUACAUAUCUAAAUGUGACAAAGUAAAGACUUUUGCAUCGAAUGAAUUAAGCUUCUCAGAUACAAACGAGUUGGGCCAUCAUGUUCAAGUUCAGCAACCCCUUUUUCUGUUUGAAAAGGCUGCAUUUCCUAACUUGGAGGUUAUACACAUCAAUGACAUGGAUAACUUGAAGAUGUUGUGGCACAAUCAUCAACUCGUACCAGAUUCCUUUUGCAAACUAAAAAGCUUGUUUGUUGGUGGAUGUAAAAAUCUAAUUAACAUUUUUCCGCCUAAUAUGUUGAGAAGACUCCAGAAUCUUGAAGACUUGUAUAUACGGAAUUGCAAUUCUGUAGAAGAGGUAUUUGAAAUUAAAGGGGCAAUUGUUGAUGAAAUUUGUGAUAUGGUAUCCACUCGGUUAAGAGUCCUGUGUUUAUCUAAUCUUCCGAAGCUUAAGCAUGUAUGGAGUUUGGAUCUCCAAGCAAUUUUGACAUUUCAAAAUCUGCAUAAAGUUAAAGUUUCUAAUUGUAAAAGUAUGAAAAAUCUCUUUCCAGCUUCGGUGGCCAAAAGUCUUAAACAACUUAAGAAGCUAAACAUACACGAUUGUGGAUUGGAGGAAAUUGUUGCCCUGGAAGAAGGAGUGGAAACAGCAAUUAAGUUUGUGUUCCCACGAAUAACCUCUCUAGAUCUUGAAUCGCUGCCUGAACUCAAGUAUUUUUAUCCAGGAAAACACAUUUUAGAAUGGCCAUCAUUGAAAAGGUUGAGGAUAAAGAAUUGUGACAAAGUGAAGAUUAUUGCUUCGAAUGAGUUAAGUUUCCAAGAAAGAGAUGAGUUGGGGCAUCAUGUUCAGAUUCAGCAGCCCCUCUUUCCAAUUGAAAAGGAUACAUUGUCUAACUUUGAAGAAUUGAAAUUAAAUUGGGAUGAUACCAUAUAUCAGACAUACGAUCGAUUAAAAGCACAGCUCUCUUGCAAACUAAAAGUCCUCGGGCUGUACGGCAAAGAUAGGUCAACAGCAUUCCCUUGGUUAUUUGUUCACGGUUUGUACAAUGUUAAGGAGCUUGACAUCUCUAAUUUUUUCUUGGAAGAAAUUUGUCCAUGUGGAAUUGUCGAUAACGAAGGACAAUAUGCUGAGAUGUUCGAACGUUUGACAACUUUACAUCUAUCUAAAAUGCCCAAGUUGAUGCAUUUGUGGAAGGAAAACUCUCAACAAGGUAGGGGCAUUCAAAAUUUGGAGUCUCUACACGUAUCAUAUUGCGGCAGAUUAAAAAAUUUAGUGCCAUCCUCAAUGUGUUUCCGAAAUUUAUACACUUUGGAAGUAUCGGAAUGUCAUGGGUUGAUUAGUUUAGCAACUUCCUCAACCGUCAAAAGUUUGGUCCAACUCAAAGCAUUGACUUUAUCUGGAUGCAAAAGAAUGAGAGAAAUAGUCACAAACGAGGGAGAAGGUGAAGCAGGAGAUGAGAUUUGUUUCAAUCAAUUGACAGAUUUGUCGCUUAAUGAUUUACCCACUCUGGGAAGCUUCUUCCACUUGGGUAAUCGCACCAUGAAAUUCCCAUCACUGGAAUUUCUAUAUGUGUUCGGAUGCCCGGAAUUGAAGAUCUUCUCUAAUGGAGUCCUAAGCAUGCAGAAGCUAAGCCAUGUUAGACUGGACGGAAACAUUUGGUGGAAAUACCAAGAAGGUCUGUUCCCGGUGGAAGAUGUGAAUACCUUCAUAAAAAGAUGUUGGGAGAAAAACAAUGAUCCAUGCUUAAGACAACUAUUCACUCAGAAGACUAAUGCAAGCACAAGUGAGGCCGGAGAGGAAAAUGAUGUUGAUGACUUGGAGGAUGACUCAAUGUAAGAUUCAAGUAAGGGGAGACAGGAAAAUACUGGUGAUAGCUUUGGAGGUGAUAGCUUUGGAGGAUGACAGAUUCAAGUGAAAAUGGAGAGAAAAAUACUUAAAAUGACUUCAAGAAUGACUCAAAGGAAGAUUGAUCUUUUAAUUUAUUAAUGAUUGAUUUCUAAAACAAUAUAACUUUUAUUGUUGAACGAGUGAUGUAGUGAUUUUUGUUUUUGGUUGCGACGUUAGAGUUGUAGACAUUAUUGGAUGGAUCAAAAAGUUCACCUUAAUGUAUUGGUGUGUUACGGAUAAGGAUGAGACUCAUGGACUUAUAGUAGGUUUGUCAUGGGGCUUUGGAGCUAAGACAAGGCUAUUAUAUAGUCCAAGAAAUCAUAUGAAUUUUUAUUAAUGAAA